Molecule: messenger RNA, 1092 nt
Organism: Ramularia collo-cygni
Lineage: Eukaryota; Fungi; Ascomycota; Dothideomycetes; Mycosphaerellales; Mycosphaerellaceae
Product: probable alcohol dehydrogenase, class V
Exons: 4
Coding region: 1-1092 (363 amino acids)
Molecular function (GO): oxidoreductase activity; zinc ion binding
Source: RefSeq, a predicted model, not a curated record
AUGGCAGAGAUACACAGAGGCAUGAUAUAUGACAACCCAGGGACGUUGUCAGUAAAGCCAGUAGAUCUUCCUACUCCCAUCCCGGGUAUCGGAGAAGUAUUGGUUCGAGUAACGCACUCGGGUGUUUGCCACAGUGAUUAUGGAGUUAUGACCGCGGCAUGGAGUUGGAUGAAACCUCGACCGUGUCUUCCUACCCAAGUAGGGGGUCAUGAAGGUGUCGGCCAUGUUGUGAAAAUCGGACCUGGCGUCAAGACAGACGCGAUAAAACUUGGAGAUCGGGUUGGCAUCAAAUGGAUCUCAAACAUCUGUCGCUCCUGUCCGGCUUGUCUGGUGGGCGCUGAUGGAUGUUGUCUGAACAUCAAGAUAUCUGGAUACUACGUUCCCGGAACUUUCCAACAAUACACUCUCGCACCAGCAGACUACGUGACCUUGAUUCCGGAGAGUAUUCCAUCCGCCCUUGCCGCGCCUCUUCUAUGCGGAGGAAUCACAGCAUAUGCAGCUUUGAGAAAGACAAAUGCCAAGCCUGGAGACUGGAUUGUUAUCUCUGGAGCUGGCGGUGGAGUAGGUCACCUAGCCUGUCAAAUUGCUAGCAAGGCAAUGGGGUGUCGUGUGAUUGRCAUAGAUUCCAGUAGUAAGAGGGAUAUGGUCAUGGACUGUGGAGCCAAUGAGUUCAUCUCCAUUGAGGACUUUGCAGCAAGCGAAGAAGGAAGUCUGRCCAUCACGCAGACAAUCAAGACCAUUGCCGGUGGUCUGGGUGCUACUGCUGUUGUAGUAUGCAAUAGCUCAGACGUUGCAUACUCGCAAGCGAUGACCUUUCUCCGCUUCAACGGGACUUUGGUAGCUGUAGGCUGCCAGGAAGGUCCGGCUAGACCGAUUGCAAGUGCUACGCCUAACAAUUUGUUAUUCACCCAGCUCAAUAUUGUGGGAUCGGCUGUGGGGAAUCAGGAAGAUGCAAAUCGAACGUUUGAUCUCGCGGCGAGGGGUGUGAUACAAGCCAGAAUUCAGGUUGAGAAGUUGGAUAAUCUAUCCCAAGUGUUUGAGAGGAUGCAUUCGGGCGAAUCACAGGGGAAAACUGUUUUGGAAAUCGAGUAA